Molecule: messenger RNA, 657 nt
Organism: Propithecus coquereli (Coquerel's sifaka)
Lineage: Eukaryota; Metazoa; Chordata; Mammalia; Primates; Indriidae
Gene: MMP26
Product: matrix metallopeptidase 26
Exons: 5
Biological process (GO): collagen catabolic process; extracellular matrix organization; proteolysis
Cellular component (GO): extracellular matrix
Molecular function (GO): metalloendopeptidase activity; zinc ion binding
Source: RefSeq, a predicted model, not a curated record
AUGGCGCACCCUGGAAGUUCCAGAAGCAGCGUCAAAGGGCCUGCCACCUUGGCAGUCACUAUCUUCCUGCCCUGUUGUCUGACCCUUCCAGUGCUCCCUGCUACAGACCUUGAAGGAUGGGAUUUUGUCAAGGACUAUUUCCAACAAUUCUUCCUGACCAAGAAGGAGUCGCCAUGCCUUACCCAAGAGAAACAGACACAGUUCCUGCAAUAGUUCCAACCAAAUGGGACAGGCCUACUAGAUAAGCAGAUGUAUACUAUGCUACAGCAGCCCCGCGAUGGGGUACCUGCUGGGGGUAACUCCUCCAUCUCCUCAGGAGGGUCCAAAUGGUAUAAGUACACUCUGACCUACAGGAUCAUCAAUUACCCAGAUGCUAUGAAGCCAUUCACAGUGAGAGACAUUAUAUAUAAUGCAGUUUCCAUCUGGAGCAACGUGACUCCCCUGACCUUCCAGCAGGUACAGAGUAAAGAUGUAGACAUCAAAAUUUCUUUCUGGAAAUGGGCCCAUGGAGAUGGUUGGCCCUUUGACGGGCCAAAUGGAGUCUUAGGCCAUGCCUUUUUCCCAAAUUCUGGAGAUCCAGGAGUUGUCCAUUUUGACAAGGAUGAACAUUGGUCAUCUUCAAACAGGGCUAAAGGCCUUGCCUGGUGGGAGUGCUAG